AUGGGAAUUGAUUUGCAUCUAACAGAAAAUGACACUGAUGUCAUUUCCAACGUAGAUGCAUCUUAUACAAUAGUAAAUUCACCUACACCAAAUACUUUAGAUCAGAUUUCAGAAUCAGAUUUACCACGGACUCCUAGCCCUCUAAGUUGUAUCCUUUCGUCGCCUUUUAGACAUGCUGCAAGCCCACAAAGUUCAAUCGUAUCAUCACCUUCAACUCAUAUCAGUAGCCCGAAAAUUUCAUGUCCCAGACCUGCUAAAAAGAAAUCGCCUUGGAAGCAUAUUUUACGCAAAUUUCAGUACAGAUAUAAUAAAGAAUUAAAAUUAAAAGACCAAAAAAUCCAAGAACUUAAGAGAAUUAACCAGAAUUGCUUGAAGCGGAUACAAAGAUUGCAAAGAGAUAAAAUAAUAAGAGACUUGAAUAAAAAAAAUCACAAUUUAUCUAUAAUAGAACAAAAAUCCCAGCUACCCAUUGAACCCUGUCACGCAGAAGUUAAAAAUAUUGUAAAAAAAUAUUUUGAAGAUGAUGAAAAUAGUAGAAUGUGUGCAGGAAAAAAAGAAUUCGUUACCAAAGGGAAAAUAAAAAAACAGAAAAAAUAUCUUACCGACAGUCUGCUAAAUUUACAUAACAAAUAUAUAAAAAACUAUCCUCAAUACAAAUUAAGUUAUAGUGCAUUUUGCAAGCUUCGUCCAUUUUGGAUACGCAUACCAAACGUUAAUAGUCGAGAAACAUGUUUGUGUAAAGAUCACGAAAAUAUGGAUCUGGUCGUUUUGGCACUUCGACAAAACAAUUUGAUUGUUGAAAAAUCGGUAAAUGAGGUUUUACAAACACUAUGUUGUGAUCCUAGAAAUAUUAACUGCCUAGCUAAGAACUGUGAUAGUUGCAAACACAAGGUAAUUAAUUAUAAAGAGUUUGAUAAUUCUAAAGAGGCAUAUUAUUGGAUUUGGAAUAAAGUAAAGAAAACGUAUAUAAAAGAUCAAAAAGAAAAAACAACUCUUCAAACAAUCAAAGAGAAACGUAAUGGCACUCUCUCCUACCGGAUGGUGCAGAUGCUGACAGGAUAUGGGUGUUUCGGUCACUACCUGCACCAUACGGCCAGACGGGAGCCAACGCCCCAGUGCCAUCACUGUACAGAGGAGGACGACACGGCGCAACACACGCUCGUUGCCUACCCAACCUGGGUCGCACAACGGGCAGAACACAGCGCUGCUAUAGGACCAGACCGGACACUCCCGGACAUAAUAAGAGCAUUAGUCCGGUCGUGA
This is a messenger RNA of Aricia agestis (brown argus), 1263 nucleotides long. RefSeq lists its product as uncharacterized. NCBI's taxonomy places the organism in Eukaryota, Metazoa, Arthropoda, Insecta, Lepidoptera, Lycaenidae. The transcript has 2 exons. The coding region runs from base 1 to 1263 and encodes 420 amino acids. The record is from RefSeq and is a predicted model, not a curated record.